Tachysurus fulvidraco (yellow catfish) is the source of this 5158-nucleotide messenger RNA. RefSeq names its product glycerol kinase (gene gk). Gene Ontology annotation, molecular function: glycerol kinase activity. Gene Ontology annotation, biological process: triglyceride metabolic process; glycerol metabolic process; glycerol-3-phosphate biosynthetic process. The transcript has 22 exons. Gene Ontology annotation, cellular component: mitochondrion. Lineage: Eukaryota; Metazoa; Chordata; Actinopteri; Siluriformes; Bagridae. The record is from RefSeq and is a predicted model, not a curated record. The coding region runs from base 21 to 1883 and encodes 620 amino acids.
UGGUCACUUCUGGAAACAAGAUGGGACGACACCUGAGUCCAAGUUCAACAUGUGUAUGGACACAAACGCAGACCUGCAGCACCAUCAAGAGGAGAAAUUCAGAUUCAUGGGUUACGCCCGGCGAGCAUGCGCAGUGCAGUGCCGGAUCUGAAGCGCGCAUUCCUUGCCAGGAUUCUCUAAUGAAUGGCACGAUGGCCGCGUCGUCUGAUAGGAUCAUGCUCGGCCCUCUUGUAGCAGCAAUCGACCAGGGAACUAGCUCUACUCGGUUCUUGGUGUUCAAUGCAAAAACUGCAGAGCUGCUUAGUCACCAUCAAGUCGAGAUUCAGCAAAGUUUCCCUAAAGAAGGCUGGGUGGAGGAGGACCCCAAAGAGAUUCUGCGGUCUGUUUAUGAGUGCAUGGACCGAACCUGUGAGAAACUGACGCAGCUUAACAUCGAUAUCUCCAACAUCAAAGCCGUCGGUGUAACCAAUCAGCGAGAAACCACACUGGUCUGGGAUAAGGAAACAGGCGAGCCACUCUACAAUGCAGUCGUGUGGCUGGACCUGCGUACACAGUCCACUGUGGAGAGACUCAUCAAAGACACACCAGGCAGGAACAAAAAUCACCUGAAGCACAAGACUGGCCUUCCCAUCAGCACGUACUUCAGUGCGGUGAAGCUGCGCUGGUUAAUGGACAAUGUAGAGGAAGUGCACAAGGCCGUGCUUUCACACACAGCUAUGUUCGGGACCGUCGACUCUUGGUUGAUAUGGUGCCUAACUGGUGGAAAGAAGGGAGGUGUCCAUGUUACAGACGUAACCAAUGCAAGCAGGACCAUGCUCUUCAACAUACACACAUUGGACUGGGAUCCAGAUCUCUGCACCUAUUUUGGGAUCCCAAUGGAAAUUCUGCCAAAAGUGAGGAGUUCUUCAGAGAUCUACGGUUUAAUGAAAAUCAGUUCUAGUCUGAAAUCUGGUCCACUGACUGGCGUUCCAAUAUCAGGGUGUUUAGGGGACCAAUCUGCCGCUCUCGUGGGACAGAUGUGCUUUCAGGACGGCCAGGCCAAAAACACUUACGGGACUGGCUGCUUCUUGCUCAGAAACACAGGAAGAAAGCCGGUGAUGUCAGAUCAUGGCCUCUUAACAACAGUAGCGUAUAAACUAGGCCGAGACAAGCCAGCCUGCUAUGCAUUAGAGGGUUCAGUCGCUAUAGCAGGUGCGGUGGUGCGCUGGUUGAAAGACAAUCUUGGGAUUAUAGAAAGUUCCACAGAGCUCGAGAACCUGGCCGCCAGUGUCGGCACAUCGUAUGGCUGCUACUUUGUCCCUGCAUUUUCGGGUCUCUACGCCCCCUACUGGGAACCAAGUGCUAGAGGAAUCAUCUGCGGUUUAACUCAGUUCACAAACAAGAGUCAUUUGGCCUUUGCUGCUCUUGAAGCAGUCUGCUUUCAGACACGUGAGAUCCUGGAUGCGAUGAAUCAGGACAGUGGGAUUCCUCUGACUCAGCUGCAGGUGGAUGGAGGCAUGACCUCGAACCAACUGCUCAUGCAGCUCCAGGCUGAUAUUCUCUGCAUUCCAGUAGUUAAGCCGUCCAUGCCGGAGACCACCGCGCUCGGAGCAGCCAUGGCAGCAGGAGCAGCAGAGGGCGUCGGUGUGUGGAGUUUGAAUCCCGAAGACUUCACCGAUGUCACUUCUGAGAAAUUUGAACCUCAGAUCAAUCCAGAGGAGAGCGAGUUCCGCUAUGCUCGCUGGAAGAAAGCAGUCCAAAGAGCCAUGAACUGGGAGACUACAGAGCCAGUCAACAACGGAAAUGAGGAAUCUAAUAUCUUCAGUAGUGUUCCCCUGGGCUUUUACAUUCUGGGUAGUAUGUUUAUGUUGAUUGGAGCAAAAUACAUUACAGGAUUCAAGUAGACUUCAUGCCUCCUCUUCGAUCUUUAGUAACGAGGGAAAAUAAAGCAGGAUUCAAGGUACGUCGUCUGGUGUCCGGUCAUUAUAAUGUCGUUCCCCACUGGACAUUCCAGCUACAGCUGCUAUGAUUGCAUCUUCAGUGAAUGUCAGAGAACUGAUUUAUCUCUCUGACUUGAAAAUGAUGAAAGAAGUUUUUAACUUUUGGUACCUGGUUGCUGUAGCUUGAGUUGAAAGCUGGUGAAUGAAACUAUUUCUAUAAAGAAGACUCUAUGAUUUUCUGAAAUUGCACAGCACUGUUGUACAGCUGGCUGCGUUUACACCUUAAUCUUACCCAAGAUGUUGGCUUAUGACUCACUGAUGAUCUUUAUGGAGAUGAUUACCGUUACCACAUGUACCUCUGUGUGUUUGCUGGAAUGUGUUGUAAAUUUGAACAAUUUGUAAUUUUCAUGUCGUAUUUAUUAACAUUUUAGUCUAAAUUUCAUCGUCAUAUCAUGCUUUAGAAGGUGCCAAUAGUUUUUCUGAAUAUAUCUGAGGAACGGUGCAACAUACAAGAGCACUUGGGUACAAAUAAUGGCAUGCACUGUAUCAGUACUGUGAACGAUUUUACCUUCAUAGGGUUCCUUAUGGCUGUUGAACAAAACUGUGCAUUACUUUAUCGUUACUGUAAAAUACCCAACCCAAAAUACCCUGGACCCCGUGGGUAUAAAAACUCAAGUUCAAGUUUUCAAGUUCCUUCAAACUUUUCGAAAACGCUAGAAUGUAGAAAGACUUCUUUAUGGUGAUUUAUAUUUUAGAUAUAUAUUACAUUUAUGGUGAUUUAUAUUUUCAUUUCUUGUAAUACAGAGAUGUCUCUGACCUAGAGACUGUGCUUUCCCAUAAUGCACUGUGCACAUACAUCACUUUUAGCGCUGAGAAUAUUGACUCGGCAAGGAGAUUUUCAGAAAUAACAUUUUAAGACAUUGUGUAAUAAAAUAAUCUAACCUUAGUUACGUCAUCUGUACCAUAUAGUUAAAGGUCAUGUUCGUUUUUUUUUUUUUUUUUUUUUUUUUUUAAUAAUUACAUUCAUGUUCGCUCACUAUGAACUUGACUUCCAUUAAAUUAAAAAAAAAAUAACGUUAUCAUCUUUGUGAUGAACUAUGUGACACAAACUCAAAGCUCCUUCCAAAACGAAUGCCAUUUGUGCCUCUACAAAAUUCAGUUAUUUAUGUUCAUAGGAUUUCUUAAGCUCUUUGUGAAAACUGAUAGAAACCUACAUUGACUUUUAUAAAGGAUUAUUGUACCUGGUGUGAGUUGCUAUAAAGGCAGCUGUUGUUUCAGACAACUGAAGUAUUUCAGACGUACUUUUGUUUGCCAAAAGUAACAGGAAAACAACAGACUGGCAAAAAUGGAUCAAUACUCACCGAUCAGUCAUAAUGUUAAAACUACUGACAGGUGAAGUGAAUAACAUUGAUUAGCUUGUUGCAAUGCCACCUCUGAAAUAGUGGGAUAUAUUAGGCAGCAUGUGAACAGUUAGUUUCUUAAAAGUUCAUUUGUCGAAAGCAGGAAAAUUGGGCAAGUGGACGUAUCUGAGUGACUUUAGUGAUCUGAGUAAAUUAAGAUGGCCAGUCAGAGCUGCUUCAGAACAGCAAGUUUUAUAGAGUGUUCUCAGUAUGCAGUGAUUAGUACAAAACACAACUGAUCCAAGGAAGGAUCAUCAACAGGGAUGAAGAGAUGGCACCAGGAUGCACUAUGUGAAGAAGGCAAGCCCAGUUAAGGCAGAGUGAUGCUCUGGGUAAUGUUCUUCUGGGAAACCUGGAGUACUGGCAUUCACAGGGCGGUUACUUUAAAAUGUACCAUCUAUAUAAACUGCUACCCUGCAGAGAUUGUUUAGGAAUGGUUUGAGAAACGACUGAAGAGUUCAGUGUGUUGACUUGUCCUCCAAAUUCCCUCAAUCUCAUUGAGCAUCUAUUGCAUGGGCUGGACAAACUAGUCUGAUAUACAGAGCGUCCACUUAACUUAUAGCACUUAAAGGAUCUGAUGCUAACAUUAAGGUGCCAGAUACUACAGCACACCUUCAGAGUGGAACAAGAAUUAAAUGUGUACAAAGAAAAAUUUUGAGUCCCGAUGACAUUACAGCUGUCCAUGGGAAAGAUGACAUACUCACUUUUAGGCAAUCAUGAGUGUGUUUGAAGUCAUAUGUAUGCAGAAGAGAGUAGAAAGCAUUUUCCUCUGUGUCUGUUUAAAGCAGCAGUUUGGAAAGGUUUGCUGCUAUCCGUUAUCUCAGAGAAUGCAUGUGUUCACCCUCCUUUUCUGGUAGCUGUUGUGGGUGAGACUUUACACAGAAAGUGAAAUAACACAAUCUUGUGUGUGUUUUGUGUAAUUACGUUGUGUCAAAUUAACACAAAAUUGACAAAAGUCUUUUAUAAAGUAGGGUUAUGUCAGUGGUCAUAAAGUGCUUAUAUAGAUUUCCUUUAAAUUAUGAGGACUGUUCUUAAGUGAAGUGUAAGCAUUUUUUUUUCUUUUGUAUUUAGUAAUUGACUGUAUUAAUUGUGCCAUUGAAUUUUCAGAUCACUGCUAAUUUUUGGAGUAUAGAGUUAAGCAAUAGUGCUUAAGGUCAUUUUAAUUUAUAUUUUUUGAUUUUCUUUAUUGAAGUCAAAAGCCAAUGAACUUAAUACGAGUAUAUUAGAAUUCAUAAUGCUUUGCACAUGUUUUAUACAGAACCAAACAAUUCGUGUCCCCAACAUUUUUUUUUUUUGUAGAUUUUUAAAAGGGACUUUUUAGACAUUUGUGUGUUUAACAAAAAUGUGUAAUAUAUAAAUGCGAAUUUUUAUUUAUUGUUUUUUUGUGUACUUGAAUUGACCCAUAAACUGUUAUAGCACAUACCAGUAGCCAGUGUUACUGAACUAUGGACUAUGGUCUAUGAACACAAUGGUCUAUGGACUAUGAACACAAUGCACUAGCUAUAACAACCUGCUCUACACAGGUAUCACAGGUGAGGCUAUUUCAAAUUUCUGAAAUUAAUGAUCCGUUGAGUGAGUGUCAUAUCACUAUAUACUAAAAUAUGCAUAAAUAAAUUCAAUUAAUAAAAAUAAACAAGAUUUAAGACAUUAACCUUCAAAGACGUGCUACAUGGAAGUGCAAAGUACAGGACUUGAGUGACUUUUUUAAGGUUUUUUUUUUUCCUUUGCAAUAGUUUUUGUUGUAUGUUUAUUUUAUUUUCUCCAUUAUACAUUUUGCUUGAAAUUCCCUCAAAUGUACACAUUAGAUUUUGCUGCGCAUUAAAACUGCUGUAAAUAUUC